Messenger RNA from Hydra vulgaris (swiftwater hydra), 3291 nucleotides. RefSeq lists its product as uncharacterized. NCBI's taxonomy places the organism in Eukaryota, Metazoa, Cnidaria, Hydrozoa, Anthoathecata, Hydridae. The record is from RefSeq and is a predicted model, not a curated record.
ACAACAAAAAAAAAUAAAAUUUAUAAACUUUAAAUAUAAAUACUUUUAUAAAUAUUAUUUAUAUUUUACUCUAUAAUUUUAAAAUGUUUAAAAAUAUAGACUCAUCUACUUUUACACGUUUUAAAGUUAAGCGAUUAAAAGUUUCAAACGUUUAAAAGUUAAAAAUUUAUUCGAUAGUCCUAGACUGCUCUGACAAAAUAAUUUGGCCAUCUGGGAGGGAAAAGCUGAGGGAGGCGGCCUCCAAAUGGUUUUGCCUCCAAAAUUUCUACUGGAGGCGGCCACCAUUGGCUUUCGCCUCUCUCUCUAUUGGCAUCGGCCUGAAAAACAUUUUGCCUCCAAAAAAAAUAUCUGAUUGUGGCCAUCAAUAGAAAGGCAGAUGCCAUCAGAGGCAAAACAUAAAAAAUUUUGCCGCUAAAAAUUAAUUGGGAGGCAACCGCCGCACAGUGAGUCAAAAUCCAUAAAAAAUGGCAAAAAAACCCCCAUAAAAAACUUUUGCUAGAAAAUAAAUAAUUAGUUUAUAAUGUCACUAAAUACCACUAAAAGACAAUAAAUAAUUUUUUUUUGAAUAAUUUUUAAGAUUUCACUAAUUUAUCAGUCUUUUUCCGAGACUUUAUUUUAUUUUAUUUUUCCGAGACUUUAUUUUAUUUUAUUUAUCGGAAAACUUGUUAAAAAAUGUCUUGCUUUAGUGUCACACUUUUAAGAUUGAUAUAGGUAAAAACAGUUCAAAAUUUAAUUUGAAGUCAUAUAUUUAAGAUGUUUGGUAACUAUUAACAACAUUUUUAACAAUAAAUUUUAAUUUUUGAUUUUCAUUACUGAGAUCUCAAAAAUAUGUCAUAAAUUGAUUUUUUUAAAUUAGUUUAAUUAUGAGUUUAGUUCAAAAACUAAAAGAUUCCACUAGAUUCCAUGGUAGUUUUAAUAUUUUCCCAUUAAUAGGUAUAUAUGAAAGCAGAAAAAAUAAAAAUCAUUUGCCCUAACUUGCCCCAAUUAAAAUAAGACCUUUUAAAUACUUUGUUUUUUUUGUAUCUUUUUUUUCCGUUUUUAAUUAUAACUUGCACAUAAAGUAGCGAACAAUAGUUCAUUUCUUGCAUUCAUCACACAAAUAAUACAUUUAGUUCCCAUUACUAAAAAAACUCAUGAUCAAGCAGAUGGUGCUAAUUAUCAAACCUCAAAACCAAAAUAUGCAAUAUUUGAUGUUAUAGUGCAUAUUUUAAAAUUCAAACUUGCGUGUAAAAUAACUAAAAAUAGUUCAUUGCUUACAUUAAACAUGAAAAGAAUACAUUUAGUCCCUAUAAUUCAAGAGUUAAGAAAUAAUCGUGAUAAUUUACUCGAAGCUCUUAUACGUGAGUUUUGUAGACUGGAGGGUCUGUACUAUGAAAGUAUUGACAAACCUAAAAUGUUAAAUCUAAAGAAAACUCUAAUAAUAUUUAAAUGUAAAUUCCGAUCAAAAUUGCAGAAAUAUUCAAGAACCUUCUCUAGACUUUUGGAACACGAGCAAACUUGGUUGAACAAAGAUGUAACUGUUGACAAAAAAAUUUUUGCAGCAGGUCCACGCAGAAAGAGCAAGAACUGGGAAGAUUUAGGUGAUAGAAGCAGAAGAUCUAAGGUUGCCAAAUUGGCUGAACAUCCUGCUGAAGCAUUGGCAUUAGCUUCAAUUAAAAAAGCCACUAGAGAUCCUACCAAAAAAGAUUUUGUUGUUUUCAUGAAAAGUGCAACAAACUCUGAAAAAGUUAAUAUCACAGAGAUAAAUUUUCCGAUAAAAAUGAAAACCGAAGAUGCCUUAAGCUUAAAAGUUCAGUGUGACCUUUCUGAUGAGCAGUAUCAAAUUAUUAGAAAUUCAUCAAUAAUACAUAAUGCAGAUAUUUAUCCUUCACUUCACGAAAUUAAGAAUGAGAGACACAAGUGUUAUCCUGGGGGUUUAAUUGUGACAGAAACAUCUGCUUCAACUUCUCUACAGGGUAUGUUUAAUCAUACUCUGACAAGAAUAUUAACUUUUACAGAAUGCCAAGACUCUAUGAGAAUGUUUGCAGAAAUUGGGGGGAAGUUUAAAGGUGUACUUCACUUUAAAGGUGGCUUUGAUGGUGCUUCCAGUCAAAGUGUCUAUAAACAAAAACAUACUGAUGCAAAUAUUGGUGAGGCCCAAGUUAACGAGCAAAGUCUUUUCCAGACAGCUGUUGUUCCACUUAAAUUAACCAUCACGAACAAAAAUAUAUGGUUAAAUAAGAAGCCUUCCAGUACACAUUACUGUAGACCCUUACAUCUCCAAUAUCAAAAAGAAACGGAAAAAUUAAUACAAAAUAAGUAUGAACUUUUAAAAGCAGAAAUGAAUAGACUAGUCAAGUUUGAAGUAAAGUUAGAAGUAGUGGAAGGCAAACCGGAUACGACAAUUACAUUUAAGUUCAAACUAGAUUUAGCCAUGUUUGAUGGUAAAGUGGUUAAUGCCCUCACUAACACUCUGUUCUCCCAAUCAUGUAAUAUUUGCGGAUCUAAGCCCAGUGAACUUAAUAGCCCAGAAUUGAUCAGAUCUAAACGAAUUAAUAAAAAAGUUUUAUCUUUAGGCCUUUCUACUCUGCAUUGUUGGCUCAGAUCUUUUGAAUAUAUUUUACAUUUAGGAUAUAAGUUAAACAUUAAAAAAUACUUUGCCAAAUCCCCCGCUGAAAAAGCAUUAGUGAAAAGUAGAAAAAGGAACAUUCAAUUGAGGCUUAGAGAGGAGCUAAGUCUUAUAGUUGAUAUGCCUAAAAAGGGUUUUGGCAACACUAACAAUGGAAACACUGCCAGAUGGCCAUUUGAAAAAGCUGAAACUUUCGCUGAUAUAACGGGAGUGUCAUUGAUGUAAUUAUUAGAUUGAGGACAAUCCUUAUAUCAGUAUGCUCCUGUUAUAAGUUAAACUCAGAAAGUUUUGGCCAGUAUUGCUAUGAAACUACAGCUCUUAUACUCAAAAACUAUUGCUGGUAUAUGAUUCCCCCAACUGUUCAUAAACUAUAAAAGGCAUUAGAUCUGCCAAUUGGUUACUACUCUGAAGAGUCACAAGAGGCUCUAAAUAAGGAAAUUUGCAAAGCAAGAUUAAACCAUACAGCCAAGAUAUCAAGAAAGAAUGUUAUGAAAAACCAGUACCAAUACCUCUUGAUUAGAAGUGAUCCUGUAAUAUCAAACAUUUGUUUCAAAAAAUACAAGGUUGAAAAUGGAAAAACACCUACCCCUGAAGUUUUAUCUUUGUUAAUGCUGUAAUAAUGAAAUAAAGCUUUUUUAUAACUUUAGGUUUUCUUUUUUUGUUUUCUUGAAAGAAAAUUUAGA